Molecule: messenger RNA, 1292 nt
Organism: Macrobrachium nipponense
Lineage: Eukaryota; Metazoa; Arthropoda; Malacostraca; Decapoda; Palaemonidae
Exons: 7
Coding region: 112-1032 (306 amino acids)
Source: RefSeq, a predicted model, not a curated record
UGCGACUUUAUCUACUGCUGGUUACUAUCCUUUCUCGAACCCCGUGUUGUGAACAACAAGUCACGGGUGCACCAGAACUGCGACCAUUUAUUGUCGCACCUUAGGACCAAGAUGGCGCCUCUCUUGUAUCUGAGUUUGCUGUUACUCCUGUCUGGAGUUCAUUCCGAAUUGAAUCUGGCAGAAGAGGAGGAAGGAGGAUUAUCACACGUCCGCGAAGGUGACUGGGAUUUGGGACCAGAAGAUGAUGAUGGCGAUUACAGUUACGAAGAUGCGUCUAUGGAUUUCAAGGCCGGCUCCAUUGAGGAGUUAGUCGUCGCGCACGCUCCUUUUUUGAGGUUCCAUAAGACGGAAGGUGAAAAUGACUUCUGUUUCCCCCACGAUGCAACUGACUAUUACAACACGCGAGUGAGCGAGGAUUGGUCCAGGCAAUGUAACAUGAACUACAGCACAUUGCACGGCGAGAUCCCGACUUACUGGCACGCGCAGGCGUGCGGUGAGCACCUCCAUAUUGCUUACUGGACAUUCACGGGAUACAAUCAUAAAUGUGACCUGAUAUCUGGCGAGAGAGACGCUUGGUGGGAGUUCAUUGUCGUCAAGGUCAGAAACUGGGAGACGGCUCCCUUCAUGGCCGAGGUCAUGUUUGGUCAGAAGGAAGGGUGGUACACCAGGGUCCCCGGACGCUACGACGUCAUAGAGCAUACCCACCCCGUGGCUUUCGUAGGACAUGCGAGUCAUGGGUUCUACCACGAUGACGGUGGUUCUAACAGCUGCUGUUACUUCGAGGACUUGCGGAACCCUGGUUUAUCAGACACAUUUAUGCGCACCCACCUCAACCUGGUUGAACUGAAGGAUGACGGGACGGGUGAGGAAUGGAUGACAGACCCCAGCGUCCACUACUGGAGUGGUAUCCUGGCUCCUACUUACAGAGACAAUUGGGAUCUCUGCAGGCUACUUGGCUGUACAGGAUCCUACUUACAGAUCUGCGGAACCUGUGGCUGCCACAAGAGCGACAUCGGAGGUGACCCAUUUUGAGAAGCUUCGGUUUCCUUUAGUUAUCCCUUCAAAGUCUCGGACGUAACCUCCAUUUUCUAUGAUUAACGUCAUUAGUUAUUCUAUAAUGACCAUAAUCUAUAAUAAAUCAUUGUUUCUUUUUUAACAGUAACUGAUAAUAAAAACUCGAUAAUUAAAUAUGCAAUCUUAUGAUUAUCGAAUAAUGACAUAGACUUCAUAAUUCACGAUGCAAUGUUCAAUGGCUCCAUUGAACUGAAAUAUAAAUUAGAAAAGUAAAUUAC